This is a messenger RNA of Myripristis murdjan (pinecone soldierfish), 7939 nucleotides long. It is a transcript of the gene usp19, whose product is annotated as ubiquitin specific peptidase 19. The transcript is spliced from 26 exons. Gene Ontology annotation, molecular function: cysteine-type deubiquitinase activity. Bases 520 to 5310 code for a protein of 1596 amino acids. Gene Ontology annotation, biological process: protein deubiquitination. NCBI's taxonomy places the organism in Eukaryota, Metazoa, Chordata, Actinopteri, Holocentriformes, Holocentridae. The record is from RefSeq and is a predicted model, not a curated record.
UAGCCUGUGCGCGCACUCAUUUCGGGUAUGAACACCAGUUUAUUUUGUUCUAAACAAAGUGCGAGUCACCCCGGCACGGCUGAAUGACACCGAAAGACUGACCAAUUGUUGUCAUUAGCUGUCUCUUCUGUGUAUAUUUGACAUAAAUAGGCUAGUUUUAUCAGAAAUGGGUCCUGGGUAAAGAGAGGAAUAUUCUAGAAACACCGAGAACUGCGGGGUUUCGAAUACGGACGGGAGCGGAGCGGCCCGCGGCCGUGAAGGAGCUUAGCAGCCGGUAGAAACUGACGGAGUCGCCGGCCAUUGUCUGUCAGCACCGGGAUCUAACCCCUCGCCAAAGUCAAGUCUCCUUCAGGUCCCCCCCUGCCCCCCUUGCCAUCCUGAUUCCGUUCUGGGAGAGUUCAGACCAGUACCAUCGCCAAGAUAGCCGGGCCAGGCAGGAAGAGGCACACCUCAGAUCCAGACCCCAGCAGCGGUAGUGACUCUGGCGACGGGCGGCCCGUUAGUGCCAAGUGCUUGAAGAUGGCCAGCAGCAGCGGUAGCAGUGUGGCCGGUAGUGAGACUGUGGGCCGUCGCGGUGGGGCUCAGCAGCAGAGAGGAGGCAACAACGGAGACAGCAGCUCAGACCUGUCCUCCAGCGCCAGCAAGAAGAAGCAGAAGGACAGAGCGAACCAGGAGAGCAGAGAGGCCAAGAGGGCAGCAGCUGGGGUUAUUGCUGAGGCCAAGAAAGAUGUGUUUGUGGACUGGAAGCAGAAUGCCAAUGAGGUGAUUGUCAGACUGCGCUGUGGGGAGGGGGUGCAGAGGACAGAGGACGUCAGCACAACCUUCACUGAUACACACUGCCAUGCACGCUUUCCAGAUGGAAGGCAGUGGGGAUGUCGCUUGCAGGAGGAAAUCGAGGCAUCGUGCAGCAGAGUUCAGUUCAAGGAGAAGGGAGGUUUCCUACUGCUCACCAUGCACAAGAAGAUUCCCUUUCACAUCUGGCCUUCACUCAUGUCAAACAAAAAGGAUAAGGAGCCAGUUACCACUGAGACCAAGAGCGCCAAGGAGCAGUUCUCUCUGCCUGUGGCAAAGAGUGAGAUUGCAUCUGUUGCCUUGGAGUCGGCAGACAAACCUAAACUAUCCACACAAACCCAAUCCCAGCCUCCCUCCUCACCUGCACACAGUGAGUUGAAGCGCAGUGGUGGCAAAGCUGAGCGUGGCAUCAAACGCUCCCUGAAAAACAAACCAGCGGGUGAUAAGGCCCCUGGAGACUCUGCUGGGGUGAAAAGUGGGGCUAUUGAUGGGACGCCCAUUACUAGUAAGCCUGUUACAGUCACCAGAGGUGACCAGCAGCCUCUGGAACCCAGCGCCAAGCGCACCACUGUGCGACUAGCCAAGACCACCAAGGAGCCUACGCCACUGGCUGACAGGGACUUGCACUCUCCCAAGGCUACAGUAGCCAAUGGGAAAGCGCCACACACACACCCCCCCGCUGGUCGGAGUCCCCAGACACAACAUAGAGAUGACGACAACAGAGCAGAGCGACUAGGCAGUGGCCAGGAACAUAAAUCUGGAGUUGCCAUCGCUGCUACCAGCCAUACCCAGAUCAACAAAACUCAGGUGGAGGAGAAGCGAACCCAGUCCUCAGAGAGAGAGCACAAGUCUAUACCAGCAACACCUGGCAGCAGUAGCCAAUCAGCAGCUCCUGUUAGUAUUAGUGACCACAUCAAACCUGUUGGUUCCACCAAUGGAAAUGACCAGGCAUCUCUGGAGAAGCUGGUGGAGUCCUACACAGACAGGACUGACUCUGAGCCAGAGAAAAAGCCCGCUGAGCGGGAAUCAGAGCUGGGUACUCCAACCCAUCAGCAGUCUGGAUUAGGGGAGAUAAGUUCAAUACCAGCUAGGGGUCUGACCACCAAGCAAAGUCAGUUACCUGGUCUGUCCCAGAGACAGGGCAGCUGUGAGGGGGAAGAGAAGCGGGACCAGUCUAAAGAGGAGCCUUUUCUGGAGAUGAAACAGGAGAAAGCCCCAGAACCCAUGGUAAAUCUGCAGUUUGUGAAGAACGAUUCAUACGAGAAGGGCACAGACCUGAUGGUGGUUAAUGUUUACAUGAAGGGGGUCUGCAGGGACACGGCCAAGGUCAUCUUCAGGGAGCAGGACUUCACCCUCAUCUUUCAGACCAGUGACGCUAAUUUCCUGCGGCUUCAUCCAGACUGUGGGCCGAACACACUCUUUAAGUGGCAAGUUAAACUCAGGAACCUGAUCCAACCUGAGCAGUGCAGCUACUCCUUCACCCCAUCCCGACUAGACAUUACACUGAAGAAGAGACACAGUCAGCGCUGGGGGGGCCUGGAGGCCCCUGCCACACAAGGUGCAGUGGGGGGCGCCAAGGUUGCUGUGCCCUCUAGUCCUGCCUCUAUGGAGAAGAGUCAGCCAGGCAGCAGUCAGCACAGUCUCCCAGCCAAGGAGGAGCCUCCCCGUGUGGGGGAGGAGAAACCCAAGGCUCCCAAGGCCCCAUCCAGAGUGGACGAUGCGGGUAUGGAUUCUGUGGUUCCUCGUUCAGUCUCUGAGCACGUCCCCAUCACCAAGUCAGAGCCUGGUGUCACUACGCCUAAGCCCACCUGCAUGGUGCAGCCCAUGACCCAUAUGGCUCCUGCCAGCAGUGAACGUCUUGAGGAAGAAGAGGAGAAGAAAGUGUGCUUGCCUGGAUUCACAGGAUUGGUCAACCUCGGCAACACCUGUUUCAUGAACAGCGUCAUCCAAUCCUUGUCCAACACCAGAGAACUCAGGGACUACUUUCAUGAUCGAGCAUUUGAGGCAGAGAUCAACUGUAAUAACCCCCUGGGAACAGGAGGCAGGCUAGCUAUUGGCUUUGCUGUGCUGCUCAGGGCCCUUUGGAAAGGAACACACCAUGCCUUCCAACCCUCAAAACUCAAGGCAAUUGUGGCCAGCAAAGCCAGUCAGUUUACAGGUUAUGCCCAGCACGAUGCCCAGGAGUUUAUGGCUUUCUUGCUGGACGGACUCCAUGAGGACCUGAAUCGCGUCCAGAACAAACCCUACACAGAGACAGUUGACUCAGAUGGACGACUGGAUGAAGUGGUGGCGGAGGAGGCCUGGCAGAGGCACAAGAUGAGAAAUGACUCCUUCAUAGUGGACCUCUUCCAGGGCCAGUUCAAGUCCAAGCUUGUCUGCCCCACAUGCUCCAAGGUGUCCAUCACCUUUGAUCCCUUCCUCUACCUGCCUGUCCCCUUGCCUCAGAAACAGAAGGUGCUCACAGUUUUCUACUUUGCUAAAGAACCUCACAAAAAACCCAUCAAGUUCCUGUGCAGUGUGAGCAAGGAGAACUCCAGCACUGCUGAAGUCUUAGAGUCCAUCUCUAGGAAUGUGAGGAUCAAACCCGAGAACCUCAGACUGGCAGAGGUGGUGAAGAAUCGUUUCCACCGUAUCUUCCUGCCAUCCCAUUCCCUGGACACAGUGUCGUCCUCUGACAUGCUGUUGUGCUUCGAAGUGCUGUCCAAAGAGCUGGCCAAGGAGAAAGUGGUGCUGCUCCGAGUCCAGCAGAGGCUCCAAGUGCCCAGUAUCCCCAUCUCAAAGUGUGCUGCCUGCCUGAAGCCUCCUCUGUCUGAGGAAGACAAGCUGAAACGCUGCACUCGUUGCUACCGUGUGGGCUACUGCAACCAAGCAUGUCAAAGGAGCCACUGGCCCAAUCACAAAGGUCUGUGUCGACCCAACAUGGAGAAUGUGGGCCUGCCGUUCCUGAUCAGUGUGCCAGAGUCCCGACUCUCCUACACCCGCCUCACACAGCUACUGGAGGGUUAUUCCAGAUUUUCUGUCAAUGUGUUCCAGCCUCCUUCCCAGUCAGGCAGGACAUCUCCUGAAACGUCCCAGUGCAGGGCUGACCUCCCCCUAAUGUCGACAGGCUCACCUGAAGGUCUGGGAUCUGGGGAGGAGGCCGUGGGUGGUAGCAGUACCGUAGGAGCAGGUCAUUUGGACCUGGAGAGCCCAACUCUGGUGCUUGAAUCCCAGGCAGACUCUGCCCAGGCCUCGGCCAUCCACUCUGGGGAGCUGGACUCCCUUUCAUCCUCCCACACUUCACUCUCCACCACUCACACUGUGGAUUCAGGGUUUUCCGAGCCUCCCUCCUCCACCUCCUGCUGUUCCCUGGACCCGCAGGCAGAGAAAGAGACGUCCUGUGAGAAGGCAGUGCGGCCAGAAGUGGCAGUAACAGGGUAUCAGCAGCCAAGUGAGACAGCAUCAGGUCAUGCCAGUCAAUUCUAUAUCUCUCUGCUGGACUCUAACAACAAAGAGCAGAGGCUGGAUGAGAAAGAUGAAGCACUGGUAGAUAUCCCAGAAGAUGCAACCCUGGAGCUAGUUUGGAAGAACAACGAGCGUCUGAAGGAAUAUGUUCUGGUGCGCUCCAAGGAGCUGGAGUUUGAGGAGGACCCGGGCUCUCUGAGUGAGACAGCCAGAGCGGGACACUUCACCCUGGAGCAGUGCCUCAACCUCUUCACCAAGCCAGAGGUGCUGGCACCAGAGGAGGCAUGGUACUGUCCAAAGUGCCAGCAGCACCGUGAGGCAUCCAAACAGCUGCUGCUGUGGCGUCUCCCCAACGUGUUGAUCAUCCAGCUUAAACGCUUUUCGUUCAGAAGCUUCAUCUGGAGGGACAAGAUCAACGACAUGGUCGACUUCCCUGUCAGGAACCUUGACCUGAGUAAGUUCUGUAUUGGCCAGAAGGAUGAGAUGCAGCACCCUCCUAUCUAUGAUCUGUAUGCAGUCAUCAACCAUUACGGGGGAAUGAUAGGAGGCCACUACACGGCUUAUACCCGACUGCCCAGUGACAAGAACAGCCAGCGCAGUGAUGUUGGCUGGCGUCUGUUUGACGACAGCACCGUAACAAUGGUGGAGGAGAGCCAGGUGGUGACACGCUAUGCCUAUGUCCUGUUCUACCGCCGACGAAACUCCCCUGUGGAGAGGCCACCACGCUUCCUGGGGCCUCUGGGUGCUGAGUCACCCACUGCUGCAGGAGCCACGGCCAGCCAGGCCUCUCUAAUAUGGCAGGAACUGGAGGAAGAAGAGGAGGGGCUUGACGAAGGCCCCCGUGGCCUGUUCCGCACUGGGCUGCGGAGGCGACAAGCUCCAAGGAUGAUGCGGAGAGAUGGAGAAGAUGAAGAUGGAGCUGAGAGGCUGUUGCCACGGCAUCGCAGGCAGAGGAUGUCGGACUAUUCUGAUGACGACUGUGUGCGAUAUUUCGUUCUAGGGACGCUGGCGGCCGUCUUUGCCUUGUUCCUCAAUUUGGUCUACCCUCUGCUUCACAAAGCCAACUGGGGCUGACAAAUGGCUUGUUUGUAACUUAGCUAUGCUGGGGCAUCAUUCCUGUGUAUAGAAGACAGAUCGGGCAUGCAGUGAGAGCUCAGAUAUGAACUCGAGGCUGGCCAGCUAACGGAUUUACAACUUGAGAAAACAUCCUGAUAGUUUUCUCACUCCUCUCGAUCAUGGAUGGGAUCACAGGCAUUAGUCUUUAGGAAGCAUAAUAAAACCCCAUUCUAAGCAAUCUUACAUCACUACAAGUGUGUGUAUGACUUCAGCAACUCAACCCUUUAAAAUUCUUGUGGCACACUUUCACACAUGGAAAUAAGGUGCAGGCCCACCAGAAAAUGGUGGAUGGCACUUGAAAUAUUAUGUGGAAGGAAAAAUACCCAAGUCACCAUAAGAAAACUGUCUGGUAAUCCUGUUUUACACUAUUGUGUAAGACCUAGAGUGCUUGUGAGCCACAUUUAUGUAUUGUUGGCUGCUCCAUGCAUUGCCUCUAUGCAUUGUAUUGACACUUUGGUCUGCUGUGAAUAAGUGCUUGUCUCAGCUAUACAUGCUUUUCAGCAGUUUGCUUUCUAGUGCAGCCUUCUUGAUGAUGGUACUCAGAUGAUAAGUUCUAACAGCCUUAAUCACCCACACAGUAACUUUUCAAUCCAGUUGGUAGAGUACCUAUGUAGCGAGACUGUAUCAAAUGUGUAUAAUCUAAGACGUUACUAAAUUGGAUGCCAAAGUACUACCAAAACUGCAGCACAGAAACGAACUGUCCAUCCCCUGAUGUAGCCAUUGUCUAAGGCUCCCUUUUUGCAUGCUUGCUGCCUUCCUGCUGCACUGUUGUGCGACACUUUAAAACUAAUUAAACUAAUUAAGCAGCUGAUGUACAAAAAUCUAAGACAGAAGAAGGAUGCAUGUGCGUUCAGCAAUGGCCAUUACUAUACAAAUAAUAUUCUGUUGAACACUAAGUUAUAGAACCCUAUAUUUCGUGCGUGCGCAAUUUGUGCUAUGUUGCUUUUUUCAUGUCCUUAAAAGAACACAAAUUGAUUUGUGAGAUGAGAAAUAGGAAUUUCUGAUUAUUUUUUAAUGUUGUUUUUCUUUAAAUGUGUCCAUUACAGUACUGUAUAGAUGCUUUUAAAUGAAUAUUUUCAAGCCAUAGCCACUUAAGGAUUUUGAAAUUGUCAGGAUGAACUUUUAAAGCUGACAAGUCAUUUUGUCUUUUUUAAAAACAACCUGCAAGCUGAGAUAUGAAAUGUACUGACAAUGCAUUGUGAUUUACAAUGGAAAUACCGUCCACCGCAGAAUGUAAUGAAGUGUGUUUGAAGGUGACAUUAAGUACUGUACGGAAAGGUAUUGAUUAUGCGUCUUUGGGCAGUUUUGUGCUUAAAAAGUCACAAAUUUGUCUUUCAAUUGCACUAAGUCUUUGAGUGUAUUGACUCCUGAUAUUUUUGCCUUCUAACUGGAUAAACUGAUGAAAUUAGUUUCUUUGUGUAAGAUAUUUGUUUUGAUUUGAAAUCCUAGAGACCUAUUUCCUGUAUUACUUAUUACAUAAAACACCUUACUUAACAAAAUUACCCAACAGAAUUCCUCCAAGAUGCCCUAGGCUAUACAACUAUAUAAUUUUUUUUUUCUUUAAUAAUUGUAUUCAUUUCACAGAGUUGUAUUUAUGACAGUUCUAAACAAGUCCUCUGAAUGAGAUUUCUCAGAGGACAAAUUCAAACUCAUUAACUCAGAACAACUCAGACAAAAUGAAUUUCUGCUCAGAACUGUUAGCGGUGUUAGGAUAUGUUGGAGAUAAUGUGCAUGAUGAAUCAGCACUGGCUUUUCAGUGUAGUAUGAACUAGUGUUGGCAGGAACGUGCAUUUCAUACAUUUGUCCAGUUUUUAUAACCAUCUUCACUGUUGUGCAGCUCAGUGUGACUUUUUGAGUGAGAACUGCCCAUGGACAGUUUGUUUGUGCUGGUGUUGUGGUUGUGAGUGUUGCAACAGGUCUCAGGGAAAUCUCAGUGUUAUCAGGCAUCAAGGCAGUGUAGGGCUACCUAUGUUUGCUUCAAAUGCUUGGCAUAGCUCAGUCCACCAUCAAGCUGUGUGUACCUGAUUCAAAUAUAUGCAAUCUAGUUUUAAAAUAAUUCAUGUUGUGUGUGGAACAUACUCUGCUUUUUCUGAAAUGCAAAACUCAGAAAAUGUGAAAUCUUCAGGUGCCCAGUUGAAACAAGAUUGUGGUCAACUGCUCUUAAUCAUGUCUGUUCAGUUGAUCUUAAGUUUAGGAAGUUUUCAGGAACUGAAUCACUACACUUUUAGAACUGAGUAAUGUUGGUAUUCUGUUUGUAAUUGAAUAGAUUGAAAAAGGACCUUACAGCAGAUGGAUUACAGUGAAUUUGCAUGUAUGUAGUCAACUAUAAGAUUCAAAUCAUUGAAGUACACAGUUAAUUGGGAAGAGUAAUCAUGACAUGUAUUUUCUGUAUGAAAGUAAUUGAUUAUCUGCUGACGUAAUAUGUUAAUCACUCAGAUAAUCUAAAUAUUGAUUUGUUGAUUUUUUUAUUAUUAUUAUUAUUAUUAUUUUUUACUUGCAAUAUGAAUCUAGUUACCUCCAUCCAAGUGCUGCUUCCUAUUAUAAAAAGCAUUGUGUUCCUCUUUGGAAAUAAAAUGUCCAACAUUUA